This is a messenger RNA of Gloeophyllum trabeum ATCC 11539, 964 nucleotides long. RefSeq names its product cysteine proteinase. The transcript has 2 exons. Gene Ontology annotation, biological process: protein deubiquitination; ubiquitin-dependent protein catabolic process. Gene Ontology annotation, cellular component: cytoplasm. The coding region runs from base 66 to 836 and encodes 256 amino acids. The record is from RefSeq and is a predicted model, not a curated record. Lineage: Eukaryota; Fungi; Basidiomycota; Agaricomycetes; Gloeophyllales; Gloeophyllaceae. Gene Ontology annotation, molecular function: cysteine-type deubiquitinase activity.
GAACGACAGACACUUAUAAUACAUACCUAUACCACCUAUAAUCACUGCCCAAAUCCUCCCCAAUAAUGACCGACUCGAAGCAAUAUCGCAAACACUUCAUACCACUAGAGUCAAACCCGAUCGUAUUCACAGACCUCAUCCACAAACUUGGCGUAUCCCAGUCACUAGCCUUCAGCGACGUCUUAUCUCUCGAUGAUCAAGAGCUACUAGCCUUUGUUCCUCGUCCUGUCUAUGCCCUCGUGCUAGUAUUGCCAGAUUCCGCAGCAUACGCGAAGCACAAAGCGGAGGAGGAAUCUGGUCUAGUGGAGUAUGCGGGCAGCGGUGCAGGCGAGGAUGCAGUCUGGUUUAAGCAGACCAUUAACAAUGCCUGCGGGCUGUAUGCGAUCCUGCAUGCCGUGGCGAACGGCGAAGCACGAGAGUACAUCGUGCCUCACCAGAGUGCAGCGCAAGACUCUACACUCGGCAAAAUACUGGAGGACGUCAUUCCUCUGGCCCCUGAGGGCCGCGCUCUGGCACUGGAGGGGUCAGGAGAGUUGGAGCGCGCGUAUGCUGCUGCUGCGACGCAGGGAGACUCGGUCGCACCAGACAAUCCCGAGGACGAAGUGGACGUCCAUUACAUUUGCUUCGUCAAGUCAGCUCGAAGUGGUCAUCUGUACCGUAUGGACGGAGACUCCAAAGGCCCGGUCGAUCUUGGACCUGGAGUUGGCCCGGACGAGGAUUUGCUCAGCGAAGGAGCACUAGGUGUUGUGAGAGAGUAUAUUCUUCGGGAGAAGAAUCAGAACUUGCGUUUCAGCCUGAUGGCUCUAGGUCCAAACAAUGACUGGGAUGACUAUUGACUGAGCAGAGCAAAACCUUCCCUUGAUAAUAUCUGGUACAUACCGUUGAUUCUAAUCUGGCGCUCUUGUAUCGCGUCCAAUAUAUUAUAGACUUUAUCUGUGCUGUGCCUCUGUGGCCUCGAGGUCGG